AUGCUCCUCUGCGGCAUCAUAGAUGAGCUAGAGAAAGAGUCUGCGAAACGACUGUCUUAUUUCUUCUGUCAGGCUACAGAGGCUCAAUUGAGCAGUGCCACGGGCGUACGGGCGAAGUACGAUACCCAAGAGGAGAAACUUUUUGAGAGCAUCAAUGCCUGGGUGCCUCUGACCGAUAUAUUCAUGGACAUGCUGAACGAUCCAGCUCUGGAGGAUGUGGUCUUGAUCGUCGAUGCCCUUGACGAGUGCAAAACGAAGCACUCAGAGCUUCUUGACUUUAUUUUCAAGUCGCCUUCCCAUAUCAAGUGGAUUGUAUCCAGCCGCAACCACUGCCCAGACAUUGGGCCGAGGCUCAGAAAUGCAACACACACAGCCAAGCUGUGUCUUGAGGACAUUGGGAGCACCAUUUGCGAAGCAGUUGACGCGUACAUCCGACACAAAGUGGAUCAAUUGAUAUGUGAAGAGAAUUACGACGACAAGCUACGCUACGCUGUCCAACACUACUUGAUGUCUCAUGCCAAUGGCACUUUUCUCUGGGUAGCUUUAGUCUGGAAAGAACCUGCGGAUCCUAGGGUCCCAAGACAGCAUAUGCUUACGAAGUUAACGUCAUUCCCAGCAGGACUUGAUCAACUUUAUGAGCGAAUGAUGGAACAUAUUAUCAACUCAGAUGAUGCGGGCCUGUGCAAGCAGAUCUUAGCUACUGUGUCGGUCGUAUACAGCCCCGUCACGUUGAAGGAGCUGAUAUCUCUUGUUGAGUCGCUCGAGGAAUUCGACCAGGAUGAGUUGAAAGAGAUCAUCGGAUCCUGUGGCUCUUUCCUGACUCUUCGAAAAGGUGUCAUUUACUUUGUGCAUCAAUCGGCGAAGGAAUACCUGCUUGACAAGGCAUCCAACCAGAUCGUACCUUCUGGCACCACGGACCAGCACCAUACCAUCUUCUCGAGGUCGCUGCUGGUGAUGUCCAGGUCCCUGCGGCGCGACAUGUACAAUCUGAACCAUCCCGGCAUCUCUAUCGAUGAUGUCCGCCAGCCUGAUCCCAACCCGUUGGCCUCGGCGCGAUACUCGUGCUUCUACUGGGUUGACCACCUAAGCGCUGCCGACUUUCAGACUAACAGUCUGAAUCCUGAAGGGAAGGGGGAUUCCCGGAUUUUCCAACAAUAA
Molecule: messenger RNA, 1158 nt
Organism: Fusarium oxysporum Fo47
Lineage: Eukaryota; Fungi; Ascomycota; Sordariomycetes; Hypocreales; Nectriaceae
Exons: 3
Coding region: 1-1158 (385 amino acids)
Source: RefSeq, a predicted model, not a curated record